This is a messenger RNA of Sinocyclocheilus anshuiensis, 849 nucleotides long. RefSeq names its product growth hormone receptor-like. NCBI's taxonomy places the organism in Eukaryota, Metazoa, Chordata, Actinopteri, Cypriniformes, Cyprinidae. The transcript has 4 exons. The annotation marks the transcript as partial. Gene Ontology annotation, cellular component: external side of plasma membrane. The record is from RefSeq and is a predicted model, not a curated record. Gene Ontology annotation, biological process: cytokine-mediated signaling pathway. Gene Ontology annotation, molecular function: cytokine receptor activity.
UUUAUUGCUCAAUCCCUUGGUUUGUUCUUUUCUUAUUUACUUUUUCAUCCUUUCUUAUUGCAGCUGGACCUGGAGAGUGGCACACAGCAGUCAAUCUACGGUUUGCAUACUGACAAAGAGUAUGAAGUCCGGGUGCGCUGCAAGAUGCCAGCCUUUGACAACUUUGGCGAAUUCAGUAACAGCAUCAUUGUGCAUGUGGCACGGAUACCAAGCAAAGAAUCAACGUUCCCGACGACGUUGGUGUUCAUUUUUGGAGUGAUCGGAGUGGUGAUUCUUCUUGUCCUCCUCAUCUUCUCUCAGCAGCAGAGGUUGAUGGUGAUAUUUUUACCACCUAUUCCUGCACCUAAAAUUAAAGGCAUCGACCCAGAGCUGCUGAAGAAUGGAAAGCUUGACCAGCUCAAUUCUUUGCUGAGCAGUCAGGAUAUGUACAAGCCGGACUUCUACCAUGAGGAUCCAUGGGUGGAGUUCAUCCAGCUGGACCUUGAUGACCCUGCAGAGAAGAAUGAGAGUUCUGAUACACAACAUCUGCUGGGCUUGUCCCGCUCAGGCUCUUCUCAUUUCCUUCAUUUCAAAAGCGACAACGAUUCGGGUCGUGCUAGCUGCUACGACCCAGAAAUCCCAAAUCCCGAGGACUUGGCUUCCCUUCUGCCUGGCCAUUCUGGACGAGGAGAUAACCACCCUCUGGUUUCCAGAAGCAGCUCUUCCAUCCCUGAUCUUGGCGUCCAGCAGACAUCAGAAGUGGAGGAGACGCCCAUUCAAACGCAACCCGCUGUGCCCAUGGACAUGGACUUUUAUGCCCAAGUAAGUGAUUUCACACCAGCAGGAGGAGUGGUGCUUUCACCUGGACAA